This is a messenger RNA of Candidula unifasciata, 419 nucleotides long. The record is from the annotation of a GenBank genome assembly. NCBI's taxonomy places the organism in Eukaryota, Metazoa, Mollusca, Gastropoda, Stylommatophora, Geomitridae.
UUGUAAUUCAGUCAUCUGGUGGAUUAUCCAAGGAUGAGAUUGAGAACAUGGUGAGAAAUGCUGAAGUACACGCAGAAGAAGACAAGAAAAAGAAGGAACUGAUAGAGAUACUCAACCAGGCAGACAGCAUCAUUCAUGACACUGAAACUAAGAUGGAAGAGUUCAAGGACCAGUUGCCUAAAGAGGAGUGCGAUAAACUUAAGGAAAAGAUUGCUGAUGUCAAGAAUGUGAUUGCCAACAAAGACAGCAAGACUCCAGAUGAGAUCAGACAACAGACUUCAGACCUGCAACAGGCAUCUCUCAAACUGUUUGAAAUGGCAUACAAAAAGAUGGCUGCAGACAGAGAAAGCUCUGGCCGUAGCAACAGUGGAAGCUCAGAGUCUCAGGAGACCACAGAGAAAAAGGAAGACAAGAACUAA